Colossoma macropomum (tambaqui) is the source of this 2682-nucleotide messenger RNA. It is a transcript of the gene grm2b, whose product is annotated as glutamate receptor, metabotropic 2b. Gene Ontology annotation, molecular function: group II metabotropic glutamate receptor activity. Bases 89 to 2545 code for a protein of 818 amino acids. Lineage: Eukaryota; Metazoa; Chordata; Actinopteri; Characiformes; Serrasalmidae. Gene Ontology annotation, biological process: G protein-coupled glutamate receptor signaling pathway; regulation of synaptic transmission, glutamatergic. The transcript is spliced from 5 exons. Gene Ontology annotation, cellular component: membrane. The record is from RefSeq and is a predicted model, not a curated record.
GGUGGCAUUUCUGCUGCUCCUGCCCCCCCAGAUCCAGCCCAGUCCCAGGUACCUCCCUGCCCUGCCUGGCACCAAACGUGAGAUUGUGAUGGAGGGUGACCUGGUGAUUGGUGGCCUGUUCCCUGUGCACGAGAAGGGCGAGGGGACGCAGGACUGUGGGAAAAUCAAUGAGCAGCGAGGAAUCCAGCGGUUAGAGGCCAUGCUGCUGGCACUGGAUGAGAUCAACCAAGAUAAUCGCAUUUUACCAGGCAUCAAGCUGGGGGCACACAUCCUGGACACCUGCUCCAAGGACACGUACGCACUGGAGCAGUCGCUGGAGUUCGUCCGGGCAUCACUCACCAGAGUGCACCAGCCUGGCUUCAUCUGUCCUGAUGGCUCCAACCCAGUUCCGGACGAGGUGCCGCUGGCUAUAUCGGGAGUGAUCGGAGGCUCGUACAGUGACGUUUCCAUACAGGUGGCCAACCUGCUGCGGCUCUUCCAGAUCCCCCAGAUCAGCUAUGCCUCCACUAGCGCCAAGCUAAGUGAUAAAUCCCGCUAUGACUACUUCGCCCGAACCGUGCCACCGGACUUCUACCAGGCCAAAGCCAUAGCAGAGAUCUUGCGCUACUUCAACUGGACCUACGUGUCCACAGUAGCCUCUGAGGGUGACUAUGGUGAAACAGGCAUCGAUGCCUUCCAGCAAGAGGCGAGGGUGCGGCAAAUCUGCAUCGCUACAUCGGUCAAAGUCAGCCGUUCUAUGAACCGGAUUAACUACGAGACGGUGAUCCGUUCGCUGCAGCAAAAGGCCAAUGCCAAAGUGGUCAUCCUCUUCACCCGCAGUGAGGAUGCGAGGGAGCUGCUGGUGGCAGCUGCACGAAUGAACGUCACCUUCAUUUGGGUGGCCAGUGAUGGGUGGGGGGCGCAGGAAAGUGUGGUGCACGGGAGUGAGAAGGCAGCUAAUGGGGCCUUCACCAUCGAGCUAGCGUCCUACUCCAUCCGCGAAUUUGAGGACUACUUCACCAAACUCACACCCGAGCUGAACACCCGGAAUCCCUGGUUCCGGGAGUUCUGGGAGCACAAGUUCGGAUGCCGUCUGCAUGAGCCGGGUUGUGCCAGCCACAGUCUGAGGGAUGGUUCAUUCAAGCCAGAGUCAAAGAUCAUGUUCGUCGUGAACGCAGUCUACGCCAUAGCCCACGCGCUGCAUAAUAUGCGGCAGGCAGUGUGCCCCAACACCACCCGGGUAUGUGAUGCCAUGAAGCCCGGCAAUGGCAAGAGGUUCUACCGUGAGUUCAUCCUCAAGACCAAGUUCGAUGCUCCAUUUAGACCUGCUGACACAGAGAACGUCGUGCGCUUCACCUCUCUGGGGGACAGCCUGGGCCGCUACAACAUCUUCCACUACCGUCAAGAGCAUGGAAAAUAUGUCUACAGGAAGGUGGGCUAUUGGGCUCAGGGCUUAGUCCUUAACACUAGUCUGGUGCCCUGGGCUGGAGGGGCAGUUCCCACUUCCCAGUGCAGCGACCCCUGUCAACCCAAUGAGGCCAAGAGUAUGCAGCCUGGGGACGUUUGCUGCUGGAUCUGUAUCCCUUGCCAGCCCCACCAGUACCUUCUGGAUGAGUUCACCUGCGAGGACUGUGGCUUUGGGGAAUGGCCUUUGGCCAACCUGACUGGCUGCUAUGAGCUCCCAGAAGAGUACAUCCAUUGGUCAGAUGCAUGGGCUGUAGGGCCCGUGACCAUCGCCUGCCUUGGGAUGCUAUGCACCAUGGCGGUUGCUGGGGUGUUCUUGCGGCACAAUGACACUCCAGUGGUGAAGGCAAGUGGACGUGAGCUGUCCUACAUCCUCUUGUUGGGAGUCCUCCUGUGCUACGCCAUGACCUUCAUCUACAUCACCAAACCAUCGGCAGUCGUCUGCGCCCUUCGCCGUCUCGGCCUGGGUACCUCGUUUGCUGUCUGUUAUUCCGCCCUCCUCACCAAGACCAAUCGGAUCGCGAGGAUAUUCGGUGGGGCACGGGAUGGCGCCCAGCGGCCUCGUUUCAUCAGCCCCGCUUCCCAAGUGGCCAUCUGUGGCGCCCUGAUCUCUGCUCAGCUUCUGGUGGCUCUGGUGUGGCUCCUGAUUGAGGCUCCGGGCGUCCGCAAGGAAGUGAGUCCGGAAAGACGGGACGUUGUGACGCUGAAGUGCAACAGCCUGGACUCCAGCAUGCUGGUGUCACUCACCUACAACUGCAUCCUCAUCGUCCUGUGCACCUUCUAUGCCUUCAAGACCAGGAAGUGCCCCGAGAACUUCAACGAGGCCAAGUUCAUUGGAUUCACAAUGUACACCACCUGCAUCAUCUGGUUGGCCUUCCAGCCCAUCUUCUACGUCACUGCUAGUGAUUAUAGGGUUCAGACCACCACCAUGUGCAUCUCGGUCAGCCUGAGCGGAUCGGUGGUGCUGGGCUGUCUCUUCGCUCCCAAAAUCCACAUCAUUCUGUUCCAGCCACAGAAGAACGUGACCACCCUGAGGGCGAAGGACAACCGCUUCUCCACGGCCAUCACAGCCCCCAGCUCCACCUACUCACAGGGUAGCUAACCUCUUUUCCAGGAUACAUGCUGCAACUUUAAAGUGAAGAACAACUCUUCCUCUGCGACCGUCGUUCCUACCGUGUGCAACGGACGAGAGGUAGUGGACUCUACAACGUCGUCAUUGUGAAGAAGAACAAACACACA